AUGGAGAUGAAAGGUUACCGGCUGUUUUGGUAUGAUGGGAAAAAGUGUUAUGUAAUGGCUGACGAGUGGACAAGAUUUUUUAAGAUCAUUCUUGAGACACAAAUGAGUUCCCUGUCUCUCCCUCCUGCAAUUUCGGAACAUUAUGGGUCCGAGCUUCCACAAAAAUGUAUAAUCCAGACUUUAGAAGGACGUGAGUAUGAAGUAACUCUGAAAAUGGUGGAUAAUCAGCCGACCUUGGUCGAAGGAUGGGAUGCUUACAUUCAGGCAGAAUACAUUGAAAUACAUUACAUUCUGUUUUUCAAGAGAAUCAAUAAUUUCCAUUUCGAAAUUAUGGUGACGGACAAAACUGGUUGUGAAAGAACACCGAUAUACCACUUUUGUUUGGACAUAAAAAAAUCGCACAUUGACCGGGCACGCUUCCCAAUUCCAAUACGUUUUUGGAGAGACCACAUCGAGGGAAACUUUAACAACUACACUAAGGCUGUCAUCAUGUUCAAUGAGAAGGUUUAUAAAGUUGAUGUAAUUCAUGGUAAUGGCAAGAGAUUGUUGCAAAACGGAGGUGCUCGACAGUUUGUGAUUGAUAGUGGCAUAUUGGUUGGUUCUUCAUGCAUGUUCACCCACGUAGGACCACUCAACCCGGAUAAAGUGAUCAAGUUCAGGGAAUGUUUUGAUCUUACUCUGAAAGGGAAGCUGCCAAGUUACCUUCCACAUGUUCAAGAUUUCCUUAUGAUUGCCGCAAUCACCCGUACUGACCUCAGAAUACCUUCAGUGCUUAUUGAUGGUGUUGUAGACUUCUUUGACAGAGAAAAUGCCUGGCCUGCACCAAUCCCACACCAGAUUAUGUCUCAAGCUCACAGGAUUCAGAAGAAUGCGCUUAAGUCUUUGAACACCAAACCCCCCCAUCCUUGGGUCUAUCUAACUUAA
Messenger RNA from Striga asiatica, 924 nucleotides. NCBI's taxonomy places the organism in Eukaryota, Viridiplantae, Streptophyta, Magnoliopsida, Lamiales, Orobanchaceae. The record is from the annotation of a GenBank genome assembly.